This is a messenger RNA of Phycodurus eques (leafy seadragon), 1848 nucleotides long. RefSeq names its product epiphycan (gene epyc). The record is from RefSeq and is a predicted model, not a curated record. Gene Ontology annotation, molecular function: protein binding. Lineage: Eukaryota; Metazoa; Chordata; Actinopteri; Syngnathiformes; Syngnathidae. The coding region runs from base 1 to 1848 and encodes 615 amino acids. The transcript is spliced from 10 exons.
AUGCGACUGGUGCUGGGACUGCUCGUCCUCAAAGCGGCGGCGGCCAACCCCCGGUUUUCCCGGCAAGCCGACCUGGACUCGUACGACGACGGCAACUAUGACGUGGAAGACGUCAACUCAGAAAACCAGGAGUACGACUACGAGGACGGGCCUACCAUCGAGGAUCCCGAGAUAGAGAUUGGCACCCUGGCCCCACCCGACUACAACUACCCAAUGCCUGAGGCCUCACUGGAAGAGCAAGAGGAGGAGGAGGAAUUGCCCCUAAAGCCCCAGCUCAUCCCUCAGGGCUCAGGGGGAUCCGGCGUUCUGAUGGGCCCAGACACACAGAAAGAGGUGGAGCUGCGUCUGACGCCCAUUGACAUCCUUCAUGUCUCCGGGGAUUUUGGGGGCUCGGUGGGGUCUGGUGCCUCAGGUGCCUCCGGGGUUUCUGGCAGCUCCGGAGGAUCAGGGGAGUUCUUGAUGUCCGGGGAUGUGAAUUUCUUGAUAUCAGGGGAUCUCUCUGGAUCUGAGGAGGUCUCUGGAUCUGGAAACCUCCUGAUUUCUGGGGAUAUCCAUGAAUCAGGGGAUUUCCUGAUAUCCGGGGAUAUUUCUGUGUCCGGGGAUCUCUUGAUAUCUGGAGAUAUUUCAGGAUCUGGAGAUCUCUUGAUAUCUGGGGAUACCAUGGGAUCCACACCUUCUGGAACCUCUGAGGACUUUGGCUCUGGAGGUUCUGGAGUUCUAAUCGAAUUAGGAUCUGGGGGGCUUGGUAUUGCCACUGAACUCCUUUUCGGCUCCGGAGGGUCUGGGGACCAGUCUGGUUCUGGGUUCUCGGGAGAUCUCCUGACCUCAGGUGCCUCUGGAGGCUCUGGGGUUUCUGGGGACACCGAUGAGUCUGGGGAGUCAGGGAUAACAUUAUUACCUGGAGAGGUGGAAAUAUCUCUCAUUCCUACAACUAGCCCACAAGAGGCAUCGGGUACUUCUGGGGAUUUCUCUGGAGUUUCAGGAACCUCAGGGGAUCUUGGAGUGUCUGGAGACGUAGAGGUCUCUGGAACUUCUGGUGUCUCUGCCUCUGGAGAACCUGAGGAGCUUGAUAUAAUUCUGAUUCCUGACACUGAUAAAGAGGAGGGGCUGCUUCCAACACAAGAGACCCCUCAGGAGGGUACUGGUGGUGUAGAAACGACACUGGGCUCUGGCCUACCAGAGCCCGAGGAACCCGAAGAACCUGAGGUUGACACAAAAGGUAUGCCCACUUGCUUGCUGUGUACGUGUCUUGGUGGUUCGGUCUACUGUGAUGACUUGAAGCUGGACAGCGUACCACCUCUGCCCAAAGACACCACUCACUUCUACGCCCGCUACAACAGGAUCACCAAGAUCAACAAGUCUGACUUUGCCUCCAUGAACAAGCUGAAGAGGAUCGACUUGACGGCCAACGCCAUCUCGUCCAUUGACAGCAGGGCGUUUUUGGGUCUGCCGGAGCUUGAGGAGCUGGUCAUUCGAGAAAAUCACCUCUCACAGAUGCCCGCCCUGCCGGAGACCAUGACCCUAAUCGACGCCAGCCACAAUAACAUUGAUUCCGAGGGUAUUCUGAAAGAAGCCUUCAAGGACAUGACUGGUCUGCUGUACCUGUACUUGACGGACAACAAAAUUGACUACAUCCCUGUGCCUAUGCCAGACAGUCUACGAUCCUUACAUCUACAGCGUAACAACAUUCAGACAAUGCACGAGGACACCUUCUGUAACCUGCACGAUUUCAACUACAUCCGCAAUGCAUUGGAGGACAUCCGUCUGGACGGCAACCCCAUCAACCUGAGCCGAACCCCGCAGGCGUACAUCUGCCUGCCCCGCAUCCCGGUCGGCGACCUCAUCUAA